This is a messenger RNA of Canis lupus familiaris (dog), 3213 nucleotides long. RefSeq names its product basic helix-loop-helix family member b9 (gene GPRASP3). NCBI's taxonomy places the organism in Eukaryota, Metazoa, Chordata, Mammalia, Carnivora, Canidae. Bases 781 to 2433 code for a protein of 550 amino acids. The transcript is spliced from 5 exons. The record is from RefSeq and is a predicted model, not a curated record.
GCUGUGGCAGACAAGCUGACUGACCGCGCGGUCACGUGAGGCUGGUGGUGGGUCACGUGACCACGCUCUCACUUGGGCAAGCACAGGGGUGUGCAGCGCGGACAAGGCAGGAAGGACAUACACUUGACGAGUGACAGACUACAAUUUGAGAGGAGCGGCGACCAGAAUUACAGCGUUUGUUGGUAGAGGGCACAGCCCGUCAGCCUAUUGCCAGCGUCUUAGCCGGGUUCAGUCUUUCGCCCAGGAGCUCAAGAGGCAGGAAGUCAUCUUGUGCGAGGCGGACGUGGAGAGAAGCAGCGGUUGCUGUUGGAGGAGGAUGUGACUCUUCUCCAGCUAAAGACCUGUUGUUUGGUGGGAAGGAUAGAAGUCCCUGAGGAUCCCUGCUGUGUGGGCUGGCUGGCAUAGGUUGCAAUGAGGUUCCUGUAGAAAUUUGUAGAUAGUUGUCCACUUUGAAUUAAGCAAGAGAACGAAACUAUUCAUUUGGAUCCAAGGUUCAUCUCCAGUGGUGGCUGUAGUGGCCUUGGAGUGGCAGAUCAUCACCUUCAACAGGUCUGCACUCAGGAACCAUCAUCUUCACUCAGGCUGAAUGCCUCUGUCUUCUCUCUGUAUCAUUCACAGAGGCUGUGUGUUGGAAAAGGGGACUGUGUGACUGCUGAGCUGAUGACUAACUCUUGCUACAAAGUUUAUGUCUGACCCAGUCAGAGUGUUGAGACAUUGACCUGCAACACAAGAACCAAGGCCAAGAUUAUACAGGGCUAUCUGUAUAACUGGUCUUCAACCAUGACUGGGGCUAAGAAUGAGGGUAGAAACAAAGCCAAAACUCAAAAACGGGCCAGUUUACAAGCUGAAGCAAAGAGGGAGGCUACUGGCGUAGUCAGACCUGUAGCCAAGACCCAGGACAAAGCAAUAGCCAAGCCAGGGUCUCAAGCUGAUGCAGCGGCAGCCAUGAAGGCAAAGUCUAGGAACAAGAUUGUUACUGAGAGAAGGGAAAGAGCCCUGGCAGAUUUCAGUCCCAAAGCUAGAGAUGAGGCCACUAAAGUAUCUGGGAUUUGUUCUGUGGCUGAGGCUAAUGCUGAGACCAAGUCCACAUGUAAAGAUAAGGCUGGUAUUGGGACCUGGUUUUGGACUGGGGAAGAGGCUAAUGUUGGUUCCUGGUUUUGGGAUGGAGAAGAGGCUAGUAAUCGUUCGAGUGCUAAGGAUGAAGGUAAAGCUGGUAUUGGUUCCCCGUCCUGUGCUGAAAAGUUAGAGUCUGUGGCUGAGGCUAGCUGCAAAGCUAAGCAAGGGACUGAGGAGGAGGAGGAAGAAAACGUUAUUGGAAACUGGUUUUGGGAUGGAGAUGAAACUAGUUUUGACCCUAAUCCUAGACCUGUGAGCAGGAUAGUUAGGCCCCAGCCUGUGGAUGAAAUUAAUGAAAAAAAUAGGCCUAAGGACUGGUCUGAGGUAACUAUCUGGCCUAAAGCCCCUGCUGUAACUCCAGCAGUGUUAGGAUUUAGAUCCCAAGUCCCAUUUGAGACAAAGCCUCCUUCAUAUAUUGUCCUGGCCUCAGCUGAGGAAAAUGCCCAUUCUUUGCCUGUGGCAACAACAUGCCCUUCUAGGAGCACUACUUCGUGCUCACAGCCUGUCCCAGAGUACCCAUUUGGUUCUGACCCUUGCAUCCAGACCAUAGAGGAGAUUAGACGCCAAAUCAGGAUCAGGGAAAUGAAUGGGAUUAAGCCAUUUGCUUGCCCUUGCAAAAUGGAAUGCUACAUGGAUUCUGAGGAAUUUGAAAAACUUGUUACCUUACUUAAGUCAACUACUGAUCCUCUCAUUCAUAAAAUAGCUCAAAUUGCAAUGGGGAUCAUUAAUGUUCACCCCUUUGCCCAAGAGUUUAUUAAUGAGGUGGGUGUCGUGACGCUUAUUGAAAGCUUGCUCAGUUUUCCUUCCUCUGAAAUCAGAAAAAAGGCCAUAAUUACUCUGAAUCCCCCUUCUGGGGAUGAGAGACAACGCAAGAUUGAAUUACAUGUUAAGCAUAUGUGUAAGGAAACCAUGUCUUUUCCCUUGAACUCACCGGGACAGCAAUCUGGAUUAAGGAUACUAGGGCAACUGACUACUGAUUUUGACCAUCACCACAUUGUUGCCAAUUACUUUUCAGAGCUUUUCCACUUGCUAUCCUUGGGUAAUCGUAAAACCAGAAAUCUUGUUUUAAAAGUACUUUUGAAUAUGUCUGAAAAUCCAGCUGCAGCCAGAGACAUGAUCAAUGCAAAGGCCUUAGCAGCUUUAAAACUCAUCUUUAACCAGAAAGAGGCAAAAGCCAAUCUCGUUAGUGCUGUGGCCAUAUUUAUUAACAUAAAGGAGCAUAUCAGAAAGGGUUCAAUUGUAGUUGUCGAUCACAUGAGUUAUAAUACGCUGAUGGCCAUUUUCCGUGAAGUUAAAGUAAUUAUUGAAACAAUGUAAAAUGAGCCAGAAAUAAGAUAAUAAGAAAUAAUAAUAAUAUUAGUCUUUGAACAAUCUCCAAAGUCUAAUUGGCUCUUCCUAAAGAGCCUUGCAUAAUGUUUUGAUUAUUACAGUAUGUACAUUAUAAAUUACAUCUUUAACAUGAUGUUACCUGCCACAGUCUCUAGGUUUGAGCCAGACCAUUUUUGAGAUACCAAUGAAUAUUGCAUUGUAACCUGAAAACAUCUGUUGAUUUUUAUCUUGUUUUUUUUUUAUCUUGUGUAGAUGGGUAACUUUAACAUUUUACUUAAGAUAGUGAACCAGUUCAUCUUAAGUAGGCUAACUUGUUCAUUAAUAUUUGCUUAAAUCCAUUUGUGGCUUCAAGUGGCAAAACUGAAAAAAAUACUGAAUAUGUAAUCUCGUUGCAGAAAUAAAGCAUAUGUACACAAAAAGAUAACUAACAGCACUCACAUACAUCCAUACACCUACACAUUCAUUGCUGAAUGUGCACUCAACUUGUAAAGAAGGCAGGAGUUGCUAUAGGCUGUUUGAUAUAAGAGGAAUUACUAUUUUUCACUUAUUCUACCUUCAUCAGAUAACUCAUGGUAGAAAUUACAACUGCUGAUGCAAGCUGAAGAGAAUGUCUCAGUGUGUGAAAAUAUUAGGUUAUAUGCUUUGAGGUUUUUCAAUAGUUAAACUAAAACAAGAUCAUACUGUAAGUACUGUUUGUAACUUGCUUUCCCCCCCCAACUGUAUAUUGUGAGCAUCUUUCCAUGUCAAUAAAUGUGCUUCUGUAACAUA